Molecule: messenger RNA, 1647 nt
Organism: Triticum aestivum (bread wheat)
Lineage: Eukaryota; Viridiplantae; Streptophyta; Magnoliopsida; Poales; Poaceae
Exons: 7
Coding region: 478-1413 (311 amino acids)
Source: RefSeq, a predicted model, not a curated record
CCUUCUACCAAAAGCCCGGCGCAGUCAUAUGUGGCGGCGCCCCCAAAUUCCAUCGCUGAAGGCAAGCGCUCCCGCCCAAACGCCGGCCAACCCUAGCUAGCCGCCGAGACCCCAACGACGACGAGGUGACGAGGCGCGAACCUCGAGCCCGAUCGGAAGCUGCUCGUUGGACUCGAGCGGCGCGACCACCAAGCAGGCUCCGGCGUCCAGCGGUGCCGCUAGCUCUAGCGGUAGAGGCAGGCGCGCGCUCGGCCACCGUGGCGGCUCGCCGCGUCGCAGCAGGGGUGUGUCGAAGAUAGAUCCGCUCCGGGUCGGCGACAUAGGGAAGGCGGCAGACGCUCCUUCUCCUCUGGGUCUUCAAUAGGUCGUCUACAAGAUCUCAUUUCUAUAACCUUUCGAGAGAAAAGAAAAAUUCCAACUUUAUUCGACUUCUGAGUUCUAGCCUCCAGGUGCCUUAAUGGUUCAUAUGAACUGUAUAUGAUUGUCUAUGAUGUGGAAUACCGCAACCAACUCAUUGCACCAAGAUUUGGGUAUUGUUAUUUGUAUUUUUAUCUUCUACACCGAGAUAUGCCAGGGCUUAGAAGUUUCUGCGCCGUGCAUUUGAGAAACUUACGCGACAGUGUUGCACCCUCAAUUGUUCAGUUGGCAAUUUGCCCUAUUGUGAAAGGGCGUGUUGAUGAUGCAAAGCCAAUUCUACUUGGUACUGGUCUAGUAUUGAGUCGUACACAUGAUCAUAUUGGAAUAAUUACGACUAUCAACUGCCAUCAGCGUGAGGGGUACGCGAUUGUUGCAAGAUUUGAUGAUGAAAACAACUUGGAGGUAGAAGUUGUAACCAAUAGUGGAUUGCUCUUUGGCUUGGUAGUGCGGGGUCAUGAUCUUACGGCGGUAGCAUGUAUUCCUGCCUCUUUCUAUUGUGGUGACAUUCCAAGAUCAGAGCCAGUGUUUGCUCUUGGGUGUUUGGGUGCCGAAAAAGGGAAGAUUAUUGUUACUGGACUUGUUAGUGUUGGUGACUAUGAGAAGGUGCUGAGACGAAUUGAAAUUGAAUCAUUUGUCCACUCAUGCCCAAUUGGAGAUGGGUUAAUUGGGGCCCCAGUUUUUAACUCAAGUGGUGAGGUUCUAGGAAUAAAUGUUGCUCGUACUCCUCAAUCAUCAACAAUAAAUUUCGCGUUGAAGGUUGAUGACUUCAGAGAGAUGUUGGCAGGCUUAGUUGGUGUGGAGACGGAUGUUCAAAUCCCACAACUUCUAGAAUUAUUCAGUGAGCAGAUAUCAAGAUUUGAAUCAAGAAAGGAGAAACAUGGUCCAAAAAGAAAGGCUGAAGUUUUAGAGAACACAGGAGGCACGGGUGAAGCUGAAGGCUCUAGGCGACGACACACAAGCAUGGGUGGUGGAUCGAGGAGGGGCGCAAAGUCCUGACAAUCACUUGGAAGGACUGAAUACAUUGGCUUUGCAGAAUUUCAGAAGUCAAUGUUGUGCAUUUUGUCAUCUUGGAUGGACGUAUUUUUUGGUCCAACAGUAUACCUAUGUAAUUGAGACAGUUGUCGUUUAAGUUAGGGAGCAGUGGCACUUGGGGCAUCCUGCAACCACAAGUCGGUUUGGUGCUCCCUUUUCAAGAGGUUGGCUAGAAAGUCUACAGCCCUGUUUUGAUUA